Messenger RNA from Camelina sativa (false flax), 713 nucleotides. The record is from RefSeq and is a predicted model, not a curated record. NCBI's taxonomy places the organism in Eukaryota, Viridiplantae, Streptophyta, Magnoliopsida, Brassicales, Brassicaceae.
AGAUGGCCUUCGAAGAGAGGGAGAAGGAAAAAACGAAAACAAAGAAGACCUAAGGGAAAGAAAAAAGAGAAAAGAUCGAGAGAGAGAGAAUGAUGAAGAAGCAAGUGACGAUAGUGGCUGCUCUUCUAAUUCUGGUGGCAUUGUUUUCCAACAUGGAUAUGGUGGCGGAGGCUAAAUUAGGCCCGGGACUAUAUAGAAAGUUAGGCGCAGAAAACUGCUACGACGCUUGCACCACCGGCUGCGUCAAUCCUGACAAUAAAAAGCUGAUCCGAUGCCAUCACAAAUGCUACGUUCGGUGUGGCGGUACAGGAGCUGAAAAGAGUGCUAGUCCCAGCACUGGUAGUAGCAGCAAAUGUGCCAAACAGAAGUGUAUUCUGUUGGAUAUUGAUAACUUUGGGCAGAGAGUUGCAACCGGUCGUGUAUCCUCAACUGAUCCAGCAGAGAAGGUUCAUUUCGUCCCUUUAGGUCCCAAUGCUAGCAAGGUAUGGGUAGAGGUUUCAAAGGUUGAUGGUGCUAGAGUAUGGAGAGCAAACUCUGAGGUUGAAUUCAUAGCUGAUGCAGUCGGAACCACUGUGGCUUGGCCUAAUGACAAGAUUAUAUUCAUUUGAGGCUGACACAUUUGAAUUUUAUGUAGUACUAUGAACUUGUAUCUUUAGAAUGUUUGUGGCUUUGUAACAUUCAAUCUUAUUGGAUAUUUUAAAUUUCUAUUAAAC